This is a messenger RNA of Cooperia oncophora, 603 nucleotides long. Lineage: Eukaryota; Metazoa; Nematoda; Chromadorea; Rhabditida; Trichostrongylidae. The record is from the annotation of a GenBank genome assembly.
CUGGUGCUGGUAUAUCAACUAACCUGUGAAGAACGUACUCAGUUUUCACCUCCAAUUCAGGUGCACGUCCUUGCACAACACUUCGAUGUUCAAGAAACACAGAAUGUCUUCAGUACAACGGCGUUGCGAAGUGCUACAAGACAACAUGUCCCACUGAUGAGGUGUUCUCGUUAUGCUCGACCAAAUGCGAGCCAUCCUGCGAAACGAGGAAACCGGCUUGUGACCAGAGUUGCGGACCACCGAAAUGUGAAUGCCGGCCUGGAUUCGUACGUCACGAUGGGAACAGACCAACCGACAUGUGCUGUAGUGGAUAUCGGCUGUCUCCCAGGAUUUCACUGCGAGGACACGCUGACUGGCAUUAGAUGUGCGCCGAACAAAGAGCACAAACCAUUCAUCCCUCUGCAGCCCCCUCAUUGUGAUCUUAUCUGCAUAUCAGGAACUCAUUGUGAACUCGUGAAAGGGAAACCUGAAUGUGUGAUGGACGAAGCGCUGCGAUCAGGGUCUAAAUAUCAAUGUGUUGGAGUUGAGUGCCCAGCAGGUGAAUACUGUGAGCUAUUCGACAAUGCCCCGAAAUGUGUGCCACUUCCGGGUGAGUUUCUCUGA